Piliocolobus tephrosceles (Ugandan red Colobus) is the source of this 1072-nucleotide messenger RNA. Its product is annotated as importin subunit alpha-1. The record is from RefSeq and is a predicted model, not a curated record. NCBI's taxonomy places the organism in Eukaryota, Metazoa, Chordata, Mammalia, Primates, Cercopithecidae. The annotation marks the transcript as partial. Gene Ontology annotation, molecular function: protein binding. The transcript has 5 exons.
GUUCGGCUCCUGCAUCAUGAUGACCCAGAAGUAUUAGCAGAUACCUGCUGGGCUAUUUCCUACCUUACUGACGGUCCGAAUGAACGAAUUGACAUGGUCGUGAAAACAGGAGUUGUGCCCCAACUUGUGAAGCUUCUAGGAGCUUCUGAAUUGCCAAUUGUGACUCCUGCCCUAAGAGCCAUAGGGAAUAUUGUCACUGGUACAGAUGAACAGACUCAGGUUGUAAUUGAUGCAGGAGCACUCGCUGUCUUUCCCAGCCUGCUCACCAAUCCCAAAACUAACAUUCAGAAGGAAGCUACAUGGACAAUGUCAAACAUCACAGCUGGCCGUCAGGACCAGAUACAGCAAGUUGUGAAUCAUGGAUUAGUCCCAUUCCUUGUCAGUGUUCUCUCUAAGGCAGAUUUUAAGACACAAAAGGAGGCUGUAUGGGCCGUGACCAACUAUACUAGUGGUGGAACAGUUGAGCAGAUUGUGUACCUCGUUCACUGUGGCAUAAUAGAACCGUUGAUGAACCUCUUAACUGCAAAAGAUACCAAGAUUAUUCUGGUUAUCCUGGAUGCCAUUUCAAAUAUCUUUCAGGCUGCUGAGAAACUAGGUGAAACUGAGAAACUUAGUAUAAUGAUUGAAGAAUGUGGCGGCUUAGACAAAAUUGAAGCUCUACAAAACCAUGAAAAUGAGUCUGUGUAUAAGGCUUCGUUAAGCUUAAUUGAGAAGUAUUUCUCUGUAGAGGAAGAGGAAGAUCAAAACGUUGUGCCGGAAACUACCUCUGAAGGCUACACUUUCCAAGUUCAGGAUGGGGCUCCUGGGACCUUUACCUUUUAGAUCACGUAGCUGAGGCAUACAUUUGUUGUGUACCAUGUUUGGUAUUUUGUCUUACUGUUUCUCUACUAAGAACUCUUUUUAAAUGUGGUUUGUUAUUGUAGCACUUUUUACACUGAAACUAUACUUGAACAGUUCCAACUGUACAUACUGUAUGAAGCUUGUCCUCUGACUAGGUUUCUUAUUUCUAUGUGGAAUUUCAUAUCUUGCAGCAUCCUGUAAAUAAACAUUAAAGUCCACCCUUUUCUUUACU